Molecule: messenger RNA, 958 nt
Organism: Hevea brasiliensis (rubber tree)
Lineage: Eukaryota; Viridiplantae; Streptophyta; Magnoliopsida; Malpighiales; Euphorbiaceae
Exons: 1
Coding region: 264-629 (121 amino acids)
Source: RefSeq, a predicted model, not a curated record
CUUUUCGGCUUCGCUCCUGCCUGCUGCGGCGGCGCACUUGCAUUACCUAAACCAAGCAAAGCAAACCCAAGCCACCCUAUCCCCACCGCCACCUCUUCAUAUACAUAUGCUUGUGUGUCUUUGUCUCUUUUUACGGUCAAAACCCCUUCUGUCUCUUUUUAGCCUGGAAGAGGAAAGAUUUGAUCUUUCUUCCUUACCAGUUGUUUAAUUUCUGUUCUAUUCCAUUGCUUGUAAGCCAGGGACUGUCUGGCAAGCAGGUGUAAAUGGCUCUGGUGAACAGAAACUUUGCCCAUAUGGGUCCAACUCCUAUUUUGAGGAGUGAUUUGUUAAUUGGAUACACAGAACAGAACUCGUUGAUGAUGGAGAAGAGGCAGUUGUUCCUGAGAAGCUAUCAGUUCUGCAGAAAAAAGAGUCUGACAGAAAGAAUCAAGAGAUCUUUGGUCAGAGUGAAGAAAGUGAUAUGGCUGAGACUACGAUCUGCUCGUAAACUUCGAAGGUUGGUGUGGUCUAGACUUCGUAGUGCGUUCUAUUGUCGCCGCAGAAGAAGUUUUCUCCGUCUCCGUAGUCCCAAUCACCAUUGCUACUAUUCUACUUCUUCUUCUUCUUCUUCAUCAUCCUGUUUCUGGUAGGAAUGCUCUAGUUUCUCACUUUCUUUCUUCUCUCUGUCUGCAAUAUUAUGUCUAGCCAAGAAACGCUUAAAAUCUUAAUUUAGAUUGAAUAGCAGGUUUUUAUAUAAACUUGUUUGCUAUAUGUGAGAUGUUCCAAUUCCAAACCUCUCCAAUUCUAUCUUCUAUCAAGAAAUUCUCAAUGUUACCAGACACAGUUUCUUAGUUUCAUGUAAUUUCAAGUUCAAUCAAGUCAUGAAUCUGUCAUCAAAACUAGUGGUAGUUGUUGGAGGCCCCAAGAAAAUGCUGUAAACGUGCAUGAAUUUCUUUAUUAUCAUUAUCAGUUUCCAGAA